This is a messenger RNA of Talaromyces stipitatus ATCC 10500, 3868 nucleotides long. RefSeq names its product vacuolar morphogenesis protein AvaB, putative. The record is from RefSeq and is a predicted model, not a curated record. Gene Ontology annotation, biological process: intracellular protein transport; vesicle-mediated transport; autophagy. Gene Ontology annotation, cellular component: fungal-type vacuole membrane; cytoplasm. The transcript has 3 exons. Gene Ontology annotation, molecular function: protein binding. Lineage: Eukaryota; Fungi; Ascomycota; Eurotiomycetes; Eurotiales; Trichocomaceae. Bases 1 to 3135 code for a protein of 1044 amino acids.
AUGUUAUCCGCCUUUAAACCGCGACCGCUCGUCGAACUUAAACAACGCGACAAAUCCAAGAUCGAAUCGAUUCUCGCGUACGGUGACCGUUUACUUGUCGGCCUAAACAAUAGUAACCUCAGGGUAUAUAGAGUCAAUGAGGCUACUGAGACUCCUAAAACUGCCGAGGGAAAUGGUCAUACACCCGAGAACGCCGCAAAGGACGAGCAGGAAGAGUCUACAGUGAAAUCGGUCGACCUACUACGCGAAUACGAGAAAUUUACCCGGUAUAAAGUCGAACAAUUUGCAUUCAUUAAAGAGGCGAAUAUCCUAGUUGUGUUGUCUGGUGGUUAUAUUUCGCUGCACGAUUUGCAGAGCUAUGAGCUGCAAGAACAGCUUACGAAAACCAAAGGAGCAAGCACAUUUACCGUGACGUCGAAUGUCAUUAAUGAUGUGGAGAAUGAUUUACCGUCGAUCGUGUCCCGUCUGGCUGUGGCCGUGAAACGCAAGAUUCUCCUCUGGACCUGGAAGGACAUGGAAUUAGGUCCUGACGUGACGGAGAUCACUCUCGUUAGCGGAAUAAAAACCUUGACAUGGAUAUCCGGGACAAAACUGAUAGCGGGUCUGGGCUCAAAUUAUGUUUUAGUGAAUAUUGAGACCAAGGAGACAAAUGACAUCGUUGGGCCUGGAAGCAUCGGAGGCGGGCAUGGACAGGAAUCAAGCCGAUUAGGCGGCGUCGGAGUCGCCAGUAUGAGCUACAUCGGGAUGGGAGGGAUGGUACCAAAGCCUCUAGCCACUCGAUUAAGUGAAGGUCAGGUUCUUCUAGCCAAGGAUAUCAACACCCAUUUCAUCGAUAGCGAGGGCAAAUCCUUAGGGAAACGACAAAUACCAUGGAGUACCGCUCCCGAAGCUCUCGGUUACUCGUAUCCGUAUCUUCUGGCGUUGCAGGAGCCCUCAAAGGGAACACUGGAAGUUCGAAACCCGGAUACGUUGUCUCUUUUGCAAUCGAUAUCUCUCCCUUCUGCUAGUCUGCUCCAUAUGCCACAACCGAAUAUUAGUUUGGCGCACGCCGGGAAGGGAUUCCUAGUAGCUAGCGACCGGGUUAUCUGGCGGAUGGAAGCUUUAAGCUACGAUGACCAGAUUGAUGCGUUGGUUGAAUAUGGGUAUCUAGAUGAAGCAAUUAGUCUCCUCAAUAUGCUUGAGGACGCACUUUUGACGGACAAAGCAGGUCGAUUACGUGAAGCACAAUUGCAAAAGGCCCAGAAACUGUUCGAUCUCAGAAAGUACCGUGAUUCGCUUGAUCUGUUUGCGGAAGUCUCAGCACCUCCUGAGGUUGUCAUAAGACUCUAUCCAAAGGUCAUUGCCGGGGAUCUAUCAACUGUCGAGGAGGACACAAGUCAAUCUGAUGAUGAAGAGUCUACCACAUCUAAAGGUCAGAAUGGAGUACAGACAGUCACAGAUGUACUCGCUAUAGAAACUUUAUCUCCUGCCAAAACUUCUAUGUAUGCGCCGUCUCUCACUUCAUUUCUUCGUACUAGAGGUGAGGAGGGCAGUGAUGACGGUAGCAUUCGAGGGAAAUCAAGUGAAAUCUUAGAGACAGAUAAAAAGCUGGAAGGAAAAGAUCUCAAAAAUGCAGUACGCGAGCUGCAAGGUUAUUUAGCAGACGUCAGGCGCCGAUUUCAAAGGUUCCUCAAUCCAGAUGGCUCUCUACGUACUGAAUCCUUACACCAGGACGGGGCGAAUAACGAAUUUCUAGAGUCUGUGCGAAUGUUACUCGGUCUUUCGCAAGAUGUCAACGAUGUCCAGUUUGGGGAUCGUUUACGAGAAAGUGCUAAACUAGUUGACACAACACUAUUCAGAGCUCACAUGUAUGCUACACCCAGCUUGGCAGGGUCUUUAUUCCGAAUCGCCAACUUCUGUGAUCCGGACGUCGUAAUGGAAAAGCUAGAGGAACAAGGCCGCGACACCGAGUUGAUCGACUUUUACUACGGCAAGAAGAUGCACCGCCGGGCGUUAGAAUUGCUCCUCAAGUUCGGCCAAGCAGAGGCAAAAGAUGGAGAAGAAGAGGAGAACUCAAUGACAGCACAGCUCCGUGGUUCGAAACGGACAGUUGCUUAUUUACAGCAUUUAUCUUCGGAGUACAUUGAUUUAAUUCUUGAGUUUGCAGAAUGGCCUCUACGGGAAGACCCCCAGCUCGGUAUGGAUGUCUUCCUGGCUGAUACUGAGAAUGCAGAGACAUUGCCUCGACAUCGAGUCGUUGAAUUCCUUGAGAAGAUCGAUGUCGCCUUGGCGAUUCGUUAUCUGGAACAUGUUAUCGACGAGCUGAAUGAUUUGAGUCCGGAUUUACAUCAAAAGCUGUUACACCUCUACCUAGAUCGCCUAAAGUCCUACGAGAAGACCAACGAAGAAGAGAAGGAGACGUAUAUUCUCUGGCAGACAAAGUUCUUGGAGUUCCUGAAAUCAAGCUCUCAGUAUUCUCCAGCGAAGAUGUUGAACGUUUUGCCUCGCGAUGAUCCGAAUUUUUAUGAAGCUAGAGCGAUUGUGUUUAGUAAGAUGGGACAGCAUCGGCAGGCAUUGGAAAUCUAUGUGUUCCAAUUGAAGGAACAUGAAAAGGCCGAAGAGUAUUGCAAUCACAUCCACAUCACAGAGGAGACGAGUACGGCCGAGGUAGCUCCAUCCCAGCGUCUAGCGCCCACAGAUGCUGACAACACCAAACCAACAAUCUAUCUAACAUUGUUAUCCUUGUACCUUUCUCCUCCACAUGGCUACAAAGCGCAAUACGGCCCAGCAUUGGAUAUCCUUGCCAAGCAUGGGUCUCGACUACCCGCAAACUCGACUCUCGAUCUCAUCCCUGAAGAUAUCGCAGUGCAGGAGCUCGAGUUCUAUUUCCGCAACCGAAUUCGUGCUGCAAGCUCAAUUGUGAACGAGGCCCGCAUUGUCGCGAACCUAAAAAAGGUGCAGAACAUAAAGACCCAAGCUCAACUUUUGGUGGGAGAGGGCCUCCCGAACGAUAAUAAAGCCCGGAGUCGACAUGUGGCAAUUACCGAUGAGCGCGCAUGUGGCAUUUGCCAUAAGAGAUUGGGUGGGAGCGUCAUCAGUGUGUUUCCAGAGUACGUUCCUUUUGCUAUCAUAGACUGUAACGAGGACGAUCACUAACACCAGAUAUAGCAGUAAUGUUGUUCAUCUUGGCUGCGCAAAUCGUUUGACGUCGAAUCAAGUGGCGCCGUGAUUAUUUUCUCGCUCGGUGCAUUAUAUAUCUCACACGUCUCAUCAUAAAUUCAUACCAUUUGACUCGGGAUUUUUUGCCUGUUUGUUUUGUUUCUGUCUUUUGCAUGUUUCUAGCAUGAAGUCGUGUAGAUUUCUUCCGUGUACAGUUGAUACCCAAAUUGGAGAGGAGUUGUUUUGUCGAAUAUCAAUGAAAAAUCAUAUAGAUGUCGGUUGUCGGCGACUCUGAAGCCUGAAGCAAGAGCAUAACCAGUGUAGGAAAAUUCCUCUCUAUUCCUCUAAGUGCCGUCGUAUUUUCUAGGCAUCAUCCUCAACAUUCUCCUCCCCGUAAUUCUCCUCUUCCUUCGCUUCUUGUUCCGCAUCCUUGCCUGUCCCUUCUCCGGCCCUUUUCUUAUCUUCUUCCAUCCUCUCGGUAAGGAACACGUUUACUUCUGCUUGAACGAGAGUAACCAAACCACGUAGUUCAGAGAGGUAAGCCUUCUUCGCAGCGACGGAUUGUUGUGGGCUGUUCGUCUCCAAAGAUGCGGCGAUCUUAUGACGGAAUGUGUAUGAGGUGUGCGGUGGUUGGGAGGAGGAGUAGGCUGCGGAUAUUGCUGGUUUAUGAGUUGUCAUUUUGUUGUUCCAAUUUAGUCCUGUCUUUUGAAAGUAAUGCAGUCCAAAGUGA